GGGGAAGGCGAGGGGUUGAUUCUCCAGCAGAGCAGAGCAGGGGGAGUGUUGAGGGGGUUGCCCGUAGAGAAAGAAGGGCCUGUGCCAUUGUUCAUAUGCAAGAACAAAGGGUCGCACGGACAAUUUUCUUCUUUACCCAUUGAGCCAGGUUCGAGUUUUACACAAUUUACAACAACCAACCCUCCAACUGAAUUUUGUACCUGCAUUUUACAUAGAGUGAUGGUUUUGAAGGGCUAAAGCUGAUGAUGCAGUUCACCUCGCUUUAUUAACAGCGACCGACAGUCCACAGGGAUAUUACCAGGAGGUCCGAGGAGAGAGCGGAGAAUUCCUUCUGCAGGCUGUUCGUCCAAGUCAUUCAAGCUGUACUCCCCAAAGGAGCCUCCUAACGGCAGUGCCUUCCCUCCAUUUCACCCAGGCGCAAUGCUGGAUAGAGAUGUGGGACCGACACCAAUGUAUCCCCCAUCUUACAUGGAACCUGGAAUAGGGAGGCACACGCCGUAUGGAAAUCAAACAGACUACAGAAUAUUUGAGCUAAACAAAAGGCUACAGAAUUGGACAGAGCAGGACUGUGACAAUCUAUGGUGGGAUGCGUUCACCACAGAAUUUUUCGAAGACGAUGCCAUGCUGACUAUUACAUUCUGUCUGGAAGAUGGACCCAAACGAUAUACCAUUGGUAGGACAUUGAUCCCCCGAUACUUUAGAAGUAUUUUUGAGGGUGGGGCCACUGAACUCUUCUAUGUGCUAAAACAUCCCAAGGAGUCUUUCCACAAUAACUUUGUGUCUCUGGACUGCGACCAGUGCACCAUGGUUACACAGAAUGGCAAACCCAUGUUCACACAGGUGUGUGUGGAGGGCCGGCUAUACCUGGAGUUUAUGUUUGAUGACAUGAUGCGUAUAAAAACGUGGCACUUCAGUAUCAGACAGCACAGAGAGGUUGUGCCAAGGAGCAUCCUGGCAAUGCAUUCCCAAGACCCUCAAAUGCUUGACCAGCUAUCAAAAAACAUCACAAGAUGUGGCUUAUCUAACUCGACGCUGAACUACCUCCGACUUUGUGUAAUCCUGGAGCCCAUGCAGGAGCUGAUGUCCAGACAUAAGACGUACAGUCUCAGCCCACGAGACUGCCUCAAAACUUGCCUUUUUCAGAAAUGGCAGAGGAUGGUGGCCCCACCAGAUAUGAUGUCUUCUGCUCCUUCUCCAGCUGAGCCUGCGAGACAGGCUCCCAACAAACGAAGGAAACGAAAAAUGUCUGGUGGCAGCACCAUGAGUUCAGGAGGGGGAAACAACAGCAACAGUAAAAAGAAAAGUCCAGCCAGCAGUUUCGCGCUCGCCAGCCAGGUACCUGAUGUGAUGGUGGUGGGAGAGCCCACACUGAUGGGAGGGGAGUUCGGGGAUGAGGAUGAGCGGCUGAUCACACGGCUGGAGAACACACAGUUUGAUGCGGCCAAUGGCAUCGACGACGAGGACAGUUUCAACAGUUCCCCAGCCCUGGGCACCAACAGCCCCUGGAACAACAAAGCUCCCUCCAGCCAGGAGAGCAAAAAUGACAAUCCCACCUCACAGUCAUCCCAGUAGAAGUAUUAGGGGCUAGCAAAGGGCUCAUAACUGUCAGAGGACAUUUGCACCUUUGUUUAAACCGGCAUUCGCAUGACAGUUCUUAAGCCGGAUUUCUUGUCAUAGUUUCUGGCUUGAUGAGUCCUCAAUUGGCCAACACCUCAUCAUCCUGCUCUGUCACCAUCAGACAUGCCGUUUUGUUGAUUCUUUUGUUUGAGAGUCAUUUUCAUACCAUCAGUUCUGUGUCUGGCCCAUUUGACCUUGUAGAGCCUCGACUCUACAGGCUUAGUGAAGGCAGCCGUGUCGGGUUAUUGUUCCAACCUCGGGUCUCUGUCUGUGCGCGCUGUGCUUUUAAAACGCAUGGCCGUUUCUGUUGUGCUCACUUGACAGGAAAGAAUCACUUUUAUCUAACCAUUUAGUGAUAUGACCAUUGUGUGCACCUCAGAUUCAAACCCAACGCUCUAUUUUUAAAAACUAAAUUAUUUGUUUUGUAGGACCUGGUUGGAACAAAAACCUGUACAGUUCCGGAGCUUGAGGACCGGAGUUGAGAACCACUACGUAAAGUCCUUAAAGUAAAAGUAAAUAAAGUGUAAAGCAUUGAGGGUCUUGAGUUUGGUCUUGCCCAAAAUGGUCAUGGAGAACUUGCAUGACUAUUAAGCCAGACUUAAGAGAAUUCUUUUUUUUUUUUUUUUUAUAUUAUUAUUAUUAUAACGAUUUCUAAGGAGAAAAUAAGCAAGCAAACAAAAACUCUAAAUAUCCUUUGCACUCUUGUCACUGUAUUUUGGAUCAAUUUUUCUUAUAAAAUUAUGAUGAAUUUUGUUCUUAUUAAAAAACAAAUUGAUAAUCUUUAACUGGAAAAUGCUUUCAAUUUCAAUGAAAAAUAAAAAAAUUUGUAUUGUUAUUGGUUAACAACAUUAUUAUAAGUAGAUGCAACUUUGCUCUAAGCUUUACACCUAACUGUCUAGCUUUUUAUGUUUAAAUUGUCAUAAAAAAAUGAGAUUACUGUACAUGAUCAUGGCAUGUAUGUCUGGGGACCGCAUGUAUCAGACAUUAGCUGUUGCAACUGUAUUGGUCUCAUUGUUUGCAGAUCUAAAUCUUACACUGUUAGUACAACGGCUGGUGGCACAUUUUGUCCAGACCGUAGCAAUGAACAUUUUUGUUUUCUACAAGUUUUUUAGAUUAUUGAGAAGAACCAGCCCAAUGGCUUUGUAUAAACCCAGUCAUUCACAAUGAUUAGUUUGCUUUAAAAGUCUAGGAAAGCAUCCUUUUCUGAGAAAUUGUGGUAUAUACUUAGCAUCCCAGGAUUUUUUCUCCCCUAAUGCUACAGACCAAGGAGCAAGAUCCUUUAACAACACAUUUAUAUAAAGAUUGUUUUUACAUCAUUUUAUGUAUUUGUGAUUGUAUAUUUAAGAUUGUAGCCAAGUUCUGUAUGAGUGUAAUUCUAUUUACUCUUCUUUAGGAACCCCGUUCCUUUCACCCCUUGCUAAAGAAUCUGUCACAUGUCAAAAGUAAAGCUAAACUUCUAAUUUCAAAAGUUUUUUAGAUGCAUUAAAGGUACAACUACCUUUCACCUAAGGUAGAUUAUAGUUAAUGUAUAAGGCUUUGCCAUUGCAUUAUAUAUCAAGACAGAACAUGUUACUGUGUAUUUAAUGUUUCCUUUGUAUGUUAUUUCAUAUUCUAUGUUAUGUUUGCCUAAAAUGUUAUAUCAAAUUCAGUGAAUCCAUAAGAAUCCUUAUUAAACUUUAGAUAAUGUAAAAACAAUCCUGAUUGCUAAUUCCUAGAGGCUACCUUCAGGUUACAGUCUAUUGGGUUUUAACACCAGAGGGCUACAUUUCACUAGCAAAUUGUAACAUUUUCAUCCUGGUUUUUUUGGCAACAACAUACAAAUCCUAAAUUAAUUUCUCUCAUCGCUGUCUCAUAAAAUACAGUGCUGUUUUAGUUUCAUUUACUAAAUCAUCCACAAAUACAGGUGUGCUCUUUUCUGUCCUUUCGAGCUCAUUUGUUAGUGGUUUUAUGAAUAUAUAUUUGCUUAUAUUGUCUGCCAUUGACAAUUGAUGUAUGGUACCAAUAAAACAAGUUUUCACAUUUAUUAUGUGUGGUAAGUGGC
Messenger RNA from Xyrauchen texanus (razorback sucker), 3658 nucleotides. RefSeq names its product LIM domain-binding protein 1-A-like. The transcript is spliced from 11 exons. Gene Ontology annotation, cellular component: nucleus; transcription regulator complex. Bases 421 to 1572 code for a protein of 383 amino acids. Lineage: Eukaryota; Metazoa; Chordata; Actinopteri; Cypriniformes; Catostomidae. The record is from RefSeq and is a predicted model, not a curated record. Gene Ontology annotation, biological process: nervous system development; positive regulation of transcription by RNA polymerase II; negative regulation of transcription by RNA polymerase II. Gene Ontology annotation, molecular function: LIM domain binding.